AGUUUUAAAGCAGCCGCUACCACAGUCACGACUGAACGCGGCCCUUACUCUGCUCCUGCACCACGCAGUGCCUGUGGUUUUCUUUUUUGGGCUUGUCAUUUUCCUGCGUUUCAUUUAUUUAUCUCUCUCUCUGCUUUUCUAAUUUCUAAAUGAGAGAGAAACAAUGAAAGGGGUAGCCUCUACCGCCCUCCUUUUUGCAAUUCCAAACGCGUAGAUGUCUUUUCGAAGAGAUUCCAGACGCGUUCUUCCUCAAAUAAAAUAAAUAUUCAAUCCCUCUUAAUCUAAACACAACACUUGUCAUUCUCCCUCCCCACGACGAUUAUCAGAUCGCUGCAUUUGAUUUAUGACAUGAGGGGUUUUCCCAGGCACGAACGCCGGUGGGCGUCUGACACCGUUGCCGGAAAAGGAAUUUCGUCAGAUUCAUCUCCUAGAAGCAGCGGUGCAACUGCCGCAGAAGAUGAGCUCGUGGAGGUGACGCUUGAUUUCCAUGACGACGACACUAUCAUUCUUCGGAGCGUCGAGCCCGCCACUGUCUCCGACUUUGAUCAUCAUGAUGUCAUCGGUGGGAGCGAAACAUCGACGCCGGCAUCGACAUCGAGAUCGCCGACCAUUCGCCGGAGCUCCUCCCAUCGACUCCGUCAGUUCUCACAGGAAUUAAAAGCGGAGGCGGUGGCGCGGGCGAAGCACUUCUCGCAGGAGCUGAAAGCGGAGCUGCGGCGCUUCUCGUGGAGCCACGGACAUGCAUCUCGCACGCUUUCAUCGUCGUCCGCAUCGACACCGCAGCCGGAUGCACGGUUGGCUGCUCGGGCGCUCCGUAGGCAGCGAGCUCAGCUGGAUCGGACGCGAUCUGGCGCACAAAGGGCACUUCGAGGGCUGAGAUUCAUCAGCAGAACUACAGCCAACGGUCCGGAUGUAGAUUCUUGGAAAGAGAUCCAAUGCAACUUCAAUAAGCUAGCAAAGGACGGUUUCCUUCACCGCGCAGAUUUUGCACAAUGCAUAGGGAUGAAGGAUUCAAAGGAAUUCGCAUUGGAACUGUUCGAUGCAUUGAGUCGGAGGAGAAGGUUAAAGGUGGAGAAGAUCAGCAAAGACGAGCUUCAGGAGUUUUGGUUGCAGAUUACUGAUCAGAGCUUCGAUUCUCGCCUUCAAAUUUUCUUCGACAUGGUUGACAAAAAUGAAGAUGGACGCAUAACAGAAGCCGAAGUGAAAGAGAUAAUCAUGUUGAGUGCUUCCGCAAAUAAACUGUCGAGACUGAAAGAGCAGGCAGAGGAAUAUGCAGCACUUAUUAUGGAGGAGUUGGAUCCAGAAGGGCUUGGCUACAUCGAGCUGUGGCAGCUGGAGACGCUGCUGUUGCAGAAGGACACAUACCUCAACUACAGCCAGGCGCUGAGCUACACGAGCCAGGCAUUGAGUCAAAACCUGCAGGGUCUAAGCAAGAGGAGCCGGAUUGGCAAGGUUAGUAGCAAAGUGGGGUAUUACCUGGAGGAGAACUGGCAGAGGCUGUGGGUUUUGUCUCUAUGGAUUGCCAUAAUGGUGGGCCUUUUCCUUUGGAAGUUCUUUCAGUACAAGAACAAGGCCGCUUUCCAUGUCAUGGGUUACUGCCUCCUAACGGCUAAGGGCGCGGCCGAGACCCUCAAAUUCAACAUGGCCCUCGUCCUUCUCCCCGUUUGCCGAAACACUAUCACCUGGCUUCGUUCCACUUCCCUCUCUUUCUUCGUCCCCUUUGAUGAUAACAUCAACUUCCACAAGACUAUUGCCGCUGCCAUCGUUGUCGGGGUCAUCCUUCAUGCCGGUAAUCACCUCGCCUGCGACUUCCCACGCCUCCUCUCCUCUCCUCCUAGCGACUACCGCCUCGUCCAGAACGACUUCGGCCGUGACAAGCCUACCUAUCUGGCCCUUAUCCGGGGACCCGAAGGCGUUACCGGAAUCCUCAUGGUCAUCUGCAUGGCUAUCGCUUUCACCCUUGCCACCCAUUGGUUCCGUCGCAGCCUCGUGAGGCUCCCCAGGCCCUUCAACCGCCUUACUGGCUUCAACGCUUUCUGGUACUCCCACCACCUCUUCGUCAUUGUCUACAUCUUGCUCAUCAUCCAUGGUGUAUUCCUCUACCUCGUCCACAGAUGGUACCUCAAGACGACUUGGAUGUAUCUUGCCGUCCCUGUUCUUCUGUAUGCAGGAGAGAGGACACUGAGGGCUUUUAGGUCUGGUUAUUUCUCUGUCCGGCUUUUGAAGGCAGCUAUAUAUCCAGGUAAUGUCCUGACUCUGCAAAUGUCAAAGCCUGCUGCUUUCCGCUACAAGAGCGGGCAGUACAUGUUUGUUCAGUGCCCUGCAGUUUCCCCAUUCGAAUGGCACCCAUUCUCAAUUACUUCAGCUCCGGGAGAUGAUUACCUGAGCAUCCACAUCCGGCAGCUGGGUGAUUGGACACAAGAGCUCAAAAGGGUAUUCUCUGAGGUAUGUGAGCCUCCAGUAGGAGGUAAAAGUGGGCUUCUAAGAGCUGAUGAAACCACCAAGAAAAGUUUGCCAAAGCUCUUGAUAGAUGGGCCUUAUGGAGCUCCUGCUCAGGAUUAUCGUAAAUAUGAUGUCUUGUUACUCGUUGGAUUAGGAAUAGGAGCAACGCCUUUCAUCAGUAUAUUGAAAGAUUUGCUCAACAAUAUCAUAAAAAUGGAAGAGCAAGCUGAUUCCAACUCGGAUUUUAGCCGGGCAACUGAUUCGUGUGCUGGAACAAGCGAUUCGACCUCUGUUAAUAAGAUGUCUCCGAAACGGAAGAAACCUUUAAAGACAACCAAUGCCUAUUUCUACUGGGUGACCCGGGAACAAGGUUCCUUUGACUGGUUCAAGGGUGUCAUGAAUGAAGUUGCUGAUCUUGAUCACAGGGGUGUAAUUGAGAUGCACAACUACUUGACAAGCGUGUAUGAGGAAGGGGAUGCUCGCUCAGCUCUCAUUGCCAUGGUCCAAGCACUCAACCACGCCAAGAAUGGUGUAGACAUUGUUUCUGGCACCAGGGUGCGGACGCAUUUUGCGAGGCCCAACUGGAAGAAGGUCUUCUCAAGAACAUGUUCUAAACACCCAAAUGCUAAGAUCGGAGUGUUCUACUGUGGUGCACCCGUCUUGGCUAAAGAACUGAGCAAGCUCUGCCAUGAAUACAACCAGAAUGGUUCCACCAAGUUUGAAUUCCACAAGGAGCAUUUCUGACAAGUCUUUGGGUGCGUAUCUAAUUAUUCUAAGCCCUCCGACCAGAACUAAUCUCUUGAAUUCUCUCCGUGCUUUUGAGCAACAACAAUUAGAUAUAAAAAUACACAAGUAAUAUACAGAAGAUAUACCAUAUGCAUUAUAUCCAUCAACACAGUGGGUGAUAAUGCUUGGCAUUUGAUGAUGGAGCAAAACAAGACUGGUGCUGUUCUUUAUCUUCUGUUGCCUACGUUAGGAUGGAUUUGGGGGAGCAAAGAGGACAUGUUGAAGGAGGUGUUGACCAUAUUGAAAUGAUGUUGCCGGGCAUGAUUGGAGGACAUUCAACUUGGCGGUGGAAAUGCUGUGAAUCCAGAAUCCAGGGUGCAGUUGAUGAUUUAUUCUUGGUGUUAAUCUGUGCCAUAUUUGUCUACACACACACACACACACAUGCUUGCUGUCAGAUUUGUAUGUUUGGUGCGAGUUUCAGACGGCAGUGUAUCCAAAGCAUUAUUCAUAGCAUGGAAAGUUGACAGAUCAUCUAAGAGUCUCUGCAUGUGGGCCCUAAUGAGGCGGCACAUUUUGGUGAGACUAAAAACAGUUGGAGAAAAAGAGAGCAUUGAAUGCAUAUCAAAUGCAUGAUUGUAAAUGACAUCUCAGUGUUUAGGGCUGGCAACAUCAAAACUUAAGGAUGCUGUUUUGCCUUGUUAUUACAGGGUUUCGGUAGUUUUUAUCCAACCCUUGAAAAUAUGUAACAGAUAUCAAUGUUAUUGACCCGGAUUUUCCA
This is a messenger RNA of Magnolia sinica, 3946 nucleotides long. Its product is annotated as respiratory burst oxidase homolog protein A-like. NCBI's taxonomy places the organism in Eukaryota, Viridiplantae, Streptophyta, Magnoliopsida, Magnoliales, Magnoliaceae. The coding region runs from base 349 to 3186 and encodes 945 amino acids. The transcript is spliced from 13 exons. The record is from RefSeq and is a predicted model, not a curated record. Gene Ontology annotation, molecular function: peroxidase activity; NAD(P)H oxidase H2O2-forming activity; calcium ion binding. Gene Ontology annotation, cellular component: plasma membrane.